Messenger RNA from Parastagonospora nodorum SN15, 2964 nucleotides. RefSeq lists its product as hypothetical. Gene Ontology annotation, cellular component: cytoplasm; nucleus. The transcript has 4 exons. The coding region runs from base 1 to 2964 and encodes 987 amino acids. The record is from RefSeq and is a predicted model, not a curated record. Gene Ontology annotation, biological process: ubiquitin recycling; proteasome-mediated ubiquitin-dependent protein catabolic process. Lineage: Eukaryota; Fungi; Ascomycota; Dothideomycetes; Pleosporales; Phaeosphaeriaceae. Gene Ontology annotation, molecular function: ubiquitin binding.
AUGGGCCAGUUCUCUUUUGCGCCCGCUACCAAAACGACAGUCGUCACCACGACAUAUACAACCACAACCACUUUCCCGCCCUUGUGCGUGAACGCCCCGGGAAGCCUUGGCGGACGCGAUCCCAAGGAAUACCCACUCGCCCACGUACAAGCACCUGAGUCGAUACGGAAGAUCUACUUUGAGGCGGGAGGAGAGCUCGCGUGCUUCGAAGAGGCUGACGCUGCGUCAAACAAAGUGCAGGAGCACAACAAACUCCAGAACUCCCUCCGAUCUGCCAACGGCACACUGAAGAAGGUGGAAUCAUUCAAAGGACCCCCCGUGUUCGCAACACCGAAUCGCGCUAUCCGCCCAGCCUUCGCCCACAACCCGCAUCUGCGUGCAGUUUCAGGACGUCGAAAGCGGGAAUCUUCCGAGGAUUCCCCACCUGUGCCAUCAAUAAAGGAAGCAGCUGAACUGGCUAGCCUACAUCGACGGAGCAAGAAGCCGCGCAUAGCAGUCCACGAGGAUAAGAGUGAAGAUACGAUGCGUGACUACACACCAGAGGACCUAGACGAGCCAGUCCCAGCGACGCCUGACACCGAUCUUGGACUCGCAGGCAAAGCCGCGGCAUCAAAAGCUAGAGAGUCGGCUGCAGGCCCUUCGACUGUCAGGUCUGGCUCAUCUGCACCCCGUGGGCAGUCGCCGGAUCCAUCUUUCCCCACGAGCAUGCUUCAUGGUCCUGGGGUCGCUGCUACACCACCUAUCGCUGAGUCUGACAGGGAGCCAGCUGUGUCCUUCGCUGACGAUGAAUCAUUCUCGUCAGCCCGACUUACACCUCUUGAUAUUGGUUCCGCACAAGACGCCAGUCUUCCGAGCCCUAGUUUGUCUCCCAUUACUGCCGCCGCCAAUGCUCAACAAAGCACGAGUGGAGCCUCGUUCUUGGGUGCAGAUGGUGACUUUGAUCCCAACGAUGUUUCAGGGCUGGACCUCUCACAAAGCGAACUGGCGGACUUCCCGCUCUUCCCUUCUGGAUCACAUCACCUCGAACUACCAGAUGUGGGCGAGGUGGCCAGCCCCAACCCACAGCUCUUGACGCCGACUGUCAUGGGCAUCCCUAGCAUGCUGAAUUCGUUCGACGCCCUACCUGAGCAAAUGAAGUCGUAUGUCAUGUAUCAGCUGCUUAGGCGCUGCCCAAAGCCCACCCUGCACUUCGUCGCCGACGUCGUCAACCCAGCCCUGAAGCGCGACUUCAUUGCUUCACUACCUGCGGAGCUGGGUCUUGAGAUCAUCGCAUACCUGGAUGUCAAGAGCAUGUGCAGUGCGGCCCAGGUAUCCACAUACUGGCGCAGACUUGUCGAUACACACGAGGGUGCUUGGAGAGAUCUCUUCGAGAAGGAUGGCUACAAGCUGCCGUAUGGCGAGCUCGAGCGUGCUGUUCAGGAAGGCUGGGGCUGGCAAUAUCCCCAUUUGCCAGACAGCUACGAGCGUGAUCUGCGAGCUACCUCUAUUGGUUCAAGGUCAGAUAGCGAAGCACACGUUGGCUUCUCUGCUGUCAGUCAUUCAGGGAGUGCUCAUGACCACGAAGGGGCAAUAACGCGAUCUUCCUCGACCCGACAAAAGAGGAAAGCAAGCAGCAAGCAUGGUAUCUCCAAGAAGCUACGCAAGAAGGGAUUAUCCUCUGCCAAGACACAAGUUGCUCUCUAUUCGCAGCCUGGAGACAAACAAAACGGGCCCAACGCCUACGCCCAGCGAGCUCGAGCCGCCGUCCCGGAUCCAAGGGUUGGCUUGCCCAGCUUGCGCAACAUGCAUCUCUUCAAAUCUUUAUACCAGCGACACCACCUCAUUCGAAAGAGCUGGAUGGAAGAGGAUACGAAGCCAAAACAUAUCGCAUUCCGUGCGCACCAGCGACACGUCGUCACUUGCUUACAGUUUGACACGGACAAGAUUUUGACUGGAAGCGACGACACUAAUAUCAACGUCUACGACACCAAGACCGGAGCUAUACGUCAACGUCUCGAGGGCCACGAGGGCGGUGUCUGGGCCUUGCAGUAUGAGGGCAAUACCUUGGUGUCGGGCUCAACGGAUCGCUCAGUGCGAGUCUGGGAUAUUGAGAAGGGCAAGUGCACACAGGUUUUCCAAGGUCACACAUCUACCGUUCGAUGUCUUGUCAUUCUCAAGCCAACACAGAUCGGAGAGACGAUAGAUGGUCAGCCAAUUCUGAUGCCCAAGGAAGAGCUAAUCAUCACUGGUUCUCGAGAUUCAACCCUCCGUGUAUGGAAAAUGCCCAAGCCCGGUGAUCGCAGCGUUAUGCAAACGGUAGCUUCCUCGAACGAUAGCGACAACCCCUACUUCGUGCGAGCCCUCACAGGUCAUCACCACUCCGUCCGCGCCAUUGCCGCCCACGGUGACACUCUUGUCAGCGGCAGCUACGACUGCACGGUCCGAGUAUGGAAGAUCUCAACCGGGGAGGUCCUACAUCGCCUUCAAGGUCACUCGCAGAAGGUCUACAGCGUUGUUCUGGACCAUGCCCGUAAUCGUUGCAUCAGUGGGUCUAUGGACAACAUGGUCAAGGUGUGGUCCUUGGAGACAGGCGCCUGCCUAUUCACACUUGAAGGUCACACUUCUCUCGUUGGCCUGUUGGAUCUAAGCCAUGGGCGGCUAGUCUCUGCCGCUGCAGACUCCACACUACGCAUCUGGGACCCAGAGAAUGGCCAAUGCAAGAGUAGACUUUGUGCCCACACUGGCGCCAUUACUUGCUUCCAGCACGACGGCCAGAAGGUCAUCUCGGGCUCCGACCGUACACUGAAGAUGUGGAAUGUUAACACAGGCGAGUUCGUCAAAGACCUAUUGACGGAUCUCAGCGGAGUGUGGCAAGUCAAGUUCAACGAGCGCCGAUGCGUCGCUGCUGUACAGCGAAACAGCAUGACGUAUAUCGAGAGCAACGAGGUCGCCGCAUCGUGGUCAACCACCGUGGCCACGAAAUAG